CUUGAACCUGAACAAUAGAAAAAAAAAAGAGUUUCAUUCUUCUUCUUCUUUAUAUAUUAUCUUUUAUCUAUAUACAUAUAAUUCAUACAACAAGUGAAACAACGACAUAGACAAAGAACAAUAAACGAACAUGACGACGACGACGACGACUAUGAUGGAUCUGUCUAAUGAUCUCAAGGAACUAGUCAAACAUUGCGCAGUGGAUGAAAAUGCGUCAUAUCAGUAUGUACGAAUCGUAUCGUUUAUGCAAGGACUUCUUCUCGGUCAAGUCAGUGUUCUUGUUGUAGUAUUCUUUGUUAUUCGAUAUCUAUUAAUGGAGGAUGUCAAACGCGUGAAAAAGAGAUAUAUUCCAUCAAGACUUUCUACAGCACCUCACUAUCGAACAAAUCCGGCCAUGACAUCAGCUCCUCCUGUAGCAUUGAUCACGUCCAAAACUUAUUAUGAUAUCAUUCACCAUCCUCCUGAAAGCACAGAUUGGCUCAACGUUCUAUUUGCUCAAGCUAUUUUACAGUAUCGCGAUGAUGCCAAGAUCAACAAUAGACUCAUGCUUUCCAUUGACGAACUCAUUAAUGGAGGUGUACGACCUAACUUUGUGGGUCCUAUUCAUGUGACAGAAUUGAAUCUUGGUGAUGAAUUCCCUAUCUUUAGUAACGCAAGGAUUCGACCAUCUGAUGAAAUUGGAUCCAUGCGUGCUGAAAUCGACUUUGAAUAUAACGAUCAAGUUACUUUGGGUAUUGAAACACAAGUCAUAUUGAAUUGGCCAAGACAAUCUUUUGCCGCUUUACCGGUAUCUUUAUUAUUAUCUGUAGUGAGGUUUUCAGGCACGUUGACGAUUGAAUUGAUUAACCCACCAGAAACAACGACAAAACCAGACAAACCAUUGGAACGAUAUAUUGCAAUCUCUUCUUAUCCUGAUUUUGUGCUAGAUUUACAAAUCAAAGUACCAAAUCUUUGGGAAGAAAGGGAUAGGAAAUCAAAAGAGGCUCAUCAAUUGCAAGAUCAAGGAUUGGAAAAACAUCAACAACAACAACAACAACAACAAGAAAAAGAAGAAAAUGGGAAACAAAAUGAUUAUGAUGAUGAUGAUGGUAUUGUACCUGUAUCAAAAGAAUCUACUUUAUAG
Halteromyces radiatus is the source of this 1123-nucleotide messenger RNA. RefSeq lists its product as uncharacterized. The record is from RefSeq and is a predicted model, not a curated record. Gene Ontology annotation, molecular function: lipid binding. Gene Ontology annotation, cellular component: endoplasmic reticulum; ERMES complex. NCBI's taxonomy places the organism in Eukaryota, Fungi, Mucoromycota, Mucoromycetes, Mucorales, Cunninghamellaceae. Gene Ontology annotation, biological process: phospholipid transport; mitochondrion organization. Bases 131 to 1123 code for a protein of 330 amino acids. The transcript has 6 exons.